CGAGGGUGCUGAGCCCCGGCGCGCGCGAGCAGCCGAGCCCGCCCCGGGCCUCGGAGGCGGCUGCUGCUCUAGCCGCUCGGAUUCGGCGAGGGAGGGAGGGAGCGAGCGAGCGAGGAUGGGAGGGGCUCCGGACUGGACCCAGCCUGGCUGGCUCGAGCCGGUCAUUCGCUAAAUCCAGACCGGACUGCUCGGGAUUGCUGGAAGAGGCAGCCGACUUGUAGGAACGCAGGAGCGGGGCGGGAGGGCGAGAGAACCCCAACCCCAGCUCGGAUCCCGGGGAAAAGCGAUGCUGAGCUUUGGAGCCGAGGCGCGGGCUCACUCGCCCCCACCGUCCCGCUGACGGGCAGAUAUUUUUUUUCUUCCCCCCCUUUCAAGCCACCCUUAUGGUUUCGGGGUUUUUUGUUUUUUUGUAUGUGAGUGCGUGCCUGCCUACCUCCCGAGAGGCUUUUUUUUUUUUUUUGACAAGAAGCCUGCUGUUGCUCAUUUGGAGAAAUCUCUCGCUAGCGACUCCGAGGCUUCUGCAAAAACAGAGCGAGAGAGAGACAGAGAGGGGGGAGCGAGAUACUUAACCACGCUGUGCUUUUUUUCUGGGGCUUUGCAAGCAGCUAGUCCUCCCCGAAGAAAACUAAAGUCCGUUUGAAAAAAAAAAAGGUAACAGUCGUAAUAAUAAUAAUACUAAAGACAGAAAGGAAAGAAUUCGUGGAAUUGGCGAGAGAGAGCGAAAGAAAGAGGGAGAGAACAUUCCUGACGUUGGGAGCGUUGGAGCGGCUGGGGACAGAAAAAUUUGCCGGCACUGUAAGUGUCCACAGUCAGAACACUUUGAAACAGCAAUGCCUUUAGAAAUGGAGAAGACGGUGACCAAGCUGAUGUUUGACUUCCAGAGGAAUUCGACUUCUGAUGACGAUUCGGGCUGUGCCUUGGAAGAAUAUGCUUGGGUCCCUCCUGGGCUGAAACCAGAACAGGUUCAUCAAUACUACAGCUGUCUACCAGAAGACAAAGUACCCUAUGUCAACAGCCCUGGAGAGAAAGCCCGUAUCAAACAGCUUCUGCACCAACUGCCUCCACAUGACAAUGAGGUUCGAUACUGUAACUCCCUGGAUGAAGAGGAAAAGAGAGAACUCAAACUUUUCAGCAACCAGAGGAAGAGAGAGAACUUGGGCAGAGGCAAUGUCCGGCCAUUCCCCGUCACCAUGACAGGAGCCAUUUGCGAACAGUGUGGAGGCCAAAUCAAUGGAGGCGACAUAGCCGUCUUUGCAUCCAGAGCAGGCCAUGGGGUGUGCUGGCAUCCAUCAUGCUUUAUAUGUAGCGUUUGCAAUGAGCUGUUGGUGGAUCUUAUCUAUUUCUAUCAAGAAGGGAAGAUUUAUUGUGGCCGGCACCAUGCAGAAUGCCUCAAACCUCGAUGUGCAGCCUGUGAUGAGAUUAUCUUUGCUGACGAAUGCACAGAAGCAGAAGGAAGGCAUUGGCACAUGAAGCACUUUUGCUGUUUUGAAUGUGAAACUGUGCUGGGCGGCCAGCGAUACAUCAUGAAGGAAGGGCGUCCGUAUUGCUGCAACUGCUUUGAGUCCUUGUAUGCAGAGUACUGUGACACCUGCGCUCAGCACAUCGGCAUCGAUCAGGGUCAGAUGACGUAUGAUGGUCAACACUGGCAUGCUACAGAGACCUGCUUUUGCUGCGCCCAAUGUAAGAAAUCUCUGCUGGGCCGACCAUUUUUGCCAAAGCAAGGACAGAUUUUUUGCUCCAGAGCCUGCAGCAUGGGUGAUGAUCCAAACGGUUCAGAUUCAUCAGACUCUGCCUUCCAAAGUGCCAGAGCCAAAGAAUCCCGGCGUAGUGCUAAGAUUGGGAAGAACAGGAACAAAGGAGAAGAGAACGCCAGCAGCCAGAAUAAUCAAUUGCAGGUGACCUCCAGCAGACUGUCUGCAGACGUGGACCCUCUCUCCUUGCAGAUGGACCUGCUGAGUUUGUCCAGCCAGACUCCGAGCCUAAACAGGGACCACGUAUGGAGGAGCAGAGAUGAACUCUACCACUACGGGAACAAAAUGGAGCAAAGUCCAUCACAAAGUCCUUUGCAGCUGCUCAGUCAGUGUAACGUCAGGACGUCUUACAACCCAGCACAGACACCAGGUCCUAACAAGAACUGUGGGGUAAACAUUUCAACAACCCAAAGAGAAACACCUCUCUAGCCAUGAAAGGACAUGGUAGCAGUUUCAUUCAGGAAUGCCGAGAAGAUUAUUACUCAGGAAGGCUUCGGUCGCAGGAGAGUUACAGUGACAUGUCCAACCAGAGUUUUAGUGAAACCAGAGGGAGUUACAAGUAUGACCAAGAAGA
Messenger RNA from Crotalus tigris (Tiger rattlesnake), 2325 nucleotides. Its product is annotated as prickle-like protein 2. The record is from RefSeq and is a predicted model, not a curated record. Lineage: Eukaryota; Metazoa; Chordata; Lepidosauria; Squamata; Viperidae. Gene Ontology annotation, molecular function: zinc ion binding.